This is a messenger RNA of Lithohypha guttulata, 675 nucleotides long. It is a transcript of the gene MAM33, whose product is annotated as Mitochondrial acidic protein mam33. NCBI's taxonomy places the organism in Eukaryota, Fungi, Ascomycota, Eurotiomycetes, Chaetothyriales, Trichomeriaceae. The transcript is spliced from 4 exons. Gene Ontology annotation, cellular component: mitochondrial matrix. The record is from RefSeq and is a predicted model, not a curated record. The coding region runs from base 1 to 675 and encodes 224 amino acids. Gene Ontology annotation, biological process: cytosolic ribosome assembly.
AUGCCUCAAGAGCUGCAAGAUUACCUAGAUGACUCCGAGUUCAAGCUGACUGAUCAACCCGGUACCGAGAACAUUGUUCUCACCAAGCAGUUCGGCAAUGAAACCAUCUGCAUUGAGUGCAGCAUCGCCGACAUGAACGCCCAGCAAGAAGCCGAUCUAGACGACGACGUUUCCCUCGACGAUGAAUCAGAUUUCGGUUCUGAUGUUACCUCCGGUGGAAAGAGAACCAUCAACCAGUCAAAAGGUGGCAAGAUUGAUGUUAUGCCAGAAGAUAGCCUUGCACCAUCCGAUCGCGACGCUGGCGCUGAACAGGAACAAAGCAGCUCUUUCCCACUGAACCUGAGCAUUACUAUUGACAAGGGUGCCAUUGGUGCCACCAACGUUAUUGCUCAGGCGCAAGACGGUCAGAUCGAUAUCGAAUAUGUCCACUACUACCCACGCGCAGAUCUGAUUGAUCCCAAGACCCACGAGGCAAGCAGAGAGGCUCAAGACGUGUAUGGAGGACCGACUUUCCAAUACCUCGACGGCGAGCUACAGCAAAUGUACGACAAUUACAUUGGUGAGCGAGGUAUCAACACACAGUUGGUCUGGUUCUUGACAAGAUAUGUCGACUACAAGGAGCAGCGCGAAUAUGUCCAAUGGCUUGACAACAUGAAGAAGUUCAUUGACGCUUAA